This is a messenger RNA of Chelonus insularis, 3737 nucleotides long. It is a transcript of the gene emp, whose product is annotated as epithelial membrane protein. Bases 1276 to 2826 code for a protein of 516 amino acids. Lineage: Eukaryota; Metazoa; Arthropoda; Insecta; Hymenoptera; Braconidae. Gene Ontology annotation, molecular function: scavenger receptor activity. The transcript has 7 exons. The record is from RefSeq and is a predicted model, not a curated record. Gene Ontology annotation, cellular component: membrane; cytoplasm.
UUUGCUAUGACCUGAGUUACCGUGACUUUUAACAAUAAUAUCGUUCAAUUAUCAUGUUAGUACAUGUCUUAUCUUCCCAGUGGUCUAUUUGUCAGGGAAAUGUCAAUCGCAAAUACACAAGGCCAAAGGGAAAAAAAAUAAAAGCAACUUGAACUUUUACGAUGCUGUAGAAAAAAGUCUUGAGUCGAAGACAUAAAAAAGUGAAUGAGGUAUAAAAAGUAAUACGUAAAUUGUGAAGAACAUAAGAGUGAAAAAAGCAUGGAGGCCAAUGAUUUAGUUGGAAACAAAGAGAAAUGCAUUCAAAAUGCAACACUGGUGACGAUAUGAUUUAAAAAGAAGAGAAAGACAUAAUAAUAACAGAAGGUAAAAAGAGACAAGAAAGAGAUGGACAGAGAAAUGAUGGAAAGAGAAGAUUGAAAUAUUGUUAAAAGUGGGGGCAAUAAUAAAUCGUUCACCUGAGCCACUACUCGAGCUCGCAACUUUCCUGCCAGGUCGAACACACUUUAGUGUCCGAGCCGAUCUCGUGCUGAUCACUUUGCACGCGUCUAUCAAUGAAUAGUUUACUAGUAAAAUCAAUUGGUCGGCCGUUUUACUCCAAAAUUUUUUUCUAAAUUCAUUCAAUGAUAAAAUUGUUUUAAAAAAAAAAAAAAAAAGUACUAAUUGAUACAAAGAUAGAUCAAUGAUAAUCAAUUAGAAAGGAUGUUUAGAAAACAAAUAGCUGUUAAUUGAAGAAUGAUUUGACAUAAAGUUUUUUUUUUUUUAAAUUGAAGAAUGUAUGUGUAAAGAAAAGGUGUUUAUAUAUACUGUUCAAGUUAACUUAUCAUCUACUAGUGAUUCAAAACGAAAGAAGAAAUUGAAGAAGAAGAAGAAGAAACGAAGAAAAGAAAAAUAAUUUUUGUAUCGCAAAGUUUAACUUUAAAAACAGCUCUCACGCGCUAUACUUAUAAAACUUACGCCUGUAUUCUUCCAUUCGUUCGUCACCGCACCAAGUAGUCGGCACACUUGAGAGUCGACUUUCUCCUCGUGUCGUUGUCGACUGGAGAAUUUUUAUCUGGGCAAUCGAUUUUGGAUGUAUACAACUCUUAUACGAUUAUCCAAAAUUACCGUAAGAAUUUUAUUACUUUGACCAAAUUGGAUUUGUGCAAUUUUCUCAGUUGAAUUAUCAUCAAAAUAAAAGCAACAUAGAUUAAGAGAAAGAAAAACGGAUGAGGUAACUGUACCUGUAACGUGUGAAUAGACAGAGAAGAUAACGUGCAAGAAAGAAACCAAGAAAACAUGAGGAUUAAUCGAGGAAUUUGUGGAAAACUUCAAGGAGGAUUUCUAAGGAGAUGGUGGGCAGCUGUAGCAGCUGGAGCAUUAUUGAUAAUCUUCGCUGGAGUACUGGCAGCAUUGUUCCCAAACAUUAUGGAGUUGAUAAUAAAUCGAGAAGUGUCUAUUAGAGAGGGUAGCCGAUCAUAUGGAUGGUGGAAAGCACCUCCAAUAGUUCCUCGAAUGAAUAUUUACAUUUAUAACGUAACUAAUGCUGAUGAGUUCUUAAAUAACGGUGACAAACCCAUUGUUGAUGAACUUGGUCCCUAUGUAUACCUUCAAAAGUGGGAUAAAACUAAUAUUACAUUCAAUGAUAACGGAACAGUCAGUUACAAUGUGAGGAAACGUUUCGUAUUUUCUGAGGAAUUAUCUUCGGGUUUAUCUGAAGAUGAUUUGGUAAUUGUCCCAAAUGUGCCAAUGCUAUCAGCAACCAGUCAAUCUCGUCACGCAGCAAGGUUUCUCCGGCUAGCUAUGGCAUCGAUCAUGGACAUUUUAAAAAUUAAACCAUUUGUCGAGGUCUCAAUCGGUCAACUUCUUUGGGGAUACGAUGAUCCAUUACUCAAGCUUGCCAAGGACGUCGUACCAAAAGAGCAGAAACUUCCUUACGACCAGUUUGGAUUAUUAUAUGGAAAAAAUGGAACACAUCCUGAUAUGUAUACCGUCUUUACUGGUACAUCAGAUAUCACAAAGUAUGGAAUGAUGGAUAGGUGGAAUGGAAAAGAUAGUUUUCAACAUUGGACCACAGAUCAAUGUGAUAAUAUAUUGGGUGGUGACGGCAGUAUUUUCCCCCCGCAUAUCUCCAAGCAAACUGUACUCAAGGUCUUUGACAAGGACUUGUGUAGAACCCUUCCGCUUGUCUUCAAGGAAGAAGUAGCUACUGCUGGAGAUGUUCCCGGAUAUAGAUUUGUUCCACCUAAAGAUGUAUUUGCAUCAGCUGAUCGUAUCUCUGCUCAAGAAUGUUAUUGCCCCUCUGGUCCGCCUUGUGCACCAGAAGGAACAUUUAAUGUCUCUAAAUGUCAAUACGAUUCUCCUGUUUUGCUAAGUUUCCCUCACUUUUAUUUAGCUGAUCCUGCUCUACGGGAAGCCGUAGUAGGAAUAUCACCUCCAGACGCAGAAAAACAUCAAUUCUUCAUUGAUGUCCAACCAUUAAUGGGAACUACAUUGAGAGCACGUGCUCGAGUUCAAAUCAAUCUCGCUGUUAGUCAAGUGAGAGAUAUCAAACAAGUUGCCUCAUUUCCCGAUAUCAUUUUUCCCAUCAUGUGGUUUGAAGAUGGUGUUGAUGGAUUACCAGAAGAAGUAACAUCUCUCUUAAAAAUGGCUGUUGAUGUUCCACCAAUAGCAAGAGCAGGUCUCGCAGGUGCUAUGGCUGCAGCAGGAAUAAUUGUUCUCGUUGGUGCACUUUUCUGUCUCGCUAGAGCGGCUAAACGUCAGGAAAAAUUGCAUUUAAGCAAUCCUCUACCUCCAGGUAUGACAAAGCAAGGAAAUAUUAAUCCAGGUUUUCAAGGACCAACAAAAUAAAUUAGAUAAUAAAAAUAGAAAGUGAUAUAUGUAUAAGAAAUGAAAACAAAAACAGAGUAAAGAAAGUAAAAAGAAAAAAUCCUCCGUUGAUAUAAGGAUUUUUCUUUUUUUAUUGUUUUUAAAUAUCGGACAGUAAUCCAGAGUAAAAAUUCGACUUGAAUUAAAUUCAAAGGUGAAUAAAUUUUAUGUGUACUCGUCAUGACAACAAUGUAAUAAUUUCAACAACAAUUGUAUAAUUAUAACGAAGAAAAUAAUUGUCAAGCAGGCGGGAAAUGGUGAAAGUAAGAGAAAAGAGGUAUUUAAGUUUGUAUUUAGGGUGAAUUAUUAGAAAUGAUCUAGAUUUUAAAUAUUUACAAACUUUUUAUGAAAACUGUAAAAUAUAUUACAAACAUAAUUAUGAUUAAUGGAAUCAAUCUAUGAAUGAUUAUUCAAAAAGACAUAUUCUUUAAAAAAUAUUUACCGUCAUCAAUUGUCUAUAUAUUUUAUGACAGUAAAUAUUUAGCUCUCUUCUUUUCGUACAAAAAUUUUUUACUUUGUUUUUUAAAAUUUAAAACCCUUCAAUGCACGUAAUCUUUUUAUGCUCAACGAAAGUCUUUCGUAGUAGGUCGAGGUCGAGAGAUAAUAAAAUUAUGAUAUAAAUGUAUUAAUUUUAACGAUCUAAUGUUUUCAUUUAAUACGUCAUUAUAUUGACGCAUUUGUUGUGGUGAAUGUUGAGAAAUUUGAUCAUGUUCAGACAGAAAAAUAUAUUUUUAAAUCCAUUGAUAUGGUAGAAGUCCAACAAUAAUUUAAUUAAAAAUUCUAAUGCUAAUCGUACAAAGCAUAUCAAUCAACUGCGAAACAAAUCACAAACAUGAAUGAUAACAUGCAAAAAUUGGAAAAAAAAAAACAUAAACAGAUGCACUGAAGUGUAA